UCGCUCUCUGUGCGGGUGGGAAUAAACAAUCUCGAACUUGAGAUGCAGGUGUUGAAAACCUUACAAAACAAAACGAGAGGUCUGCUUGGAAACUUCAACGGAAAAACCAACGACGAGUUUACGUUACCUAACGGGACAGUUCUGCCAGCUAAUUUAACAGAGAGUCAGAUCUAUACAAAAUUUGCAAGCCAAUACCAAGUAGCAGCGAACAAAUCGGUGUUUAUCUACAAGACAGGCAAGAAAGCCUCCGACUACCAACACGCAACGUUUGUACCCACCUACAUGGAUACACAGACAGCGACCAACCUACAGGCUGCCAUAGCUCUGUGUGGGGCGGGGAGAAACGCCUGUGUUUAUGAUUAUUUCAUCACAAAGGACGCGGCGUUUGCUAAGAAUUCGGAUAACACCAUGAAGCAGGCCACAGCUAAACGUUUGCUGUUAGCCAACAACUGCCCUAAUGUAACCUUCGUCAAGAACGACAACUACACCAACGGUCGAUGGAUUGUCCAGGAGGGGGCAGUCAACACACUACGUGUUAACGUGACUGACGCCGAUGAUGACUUUUUGACCUACAUGCUGUACGAGAGUGUCACGGGAGUGUCAAUCAACCAAAGCGGGUUUUUAACGUACACACCAUCCUCUCUGAACCCGGUGAAAAUUGGGUUCAGAGUUAAAGAUUCAAGAAAUUGCUACACACACGUGAUCAACAUACAGACAGCUAUAUGCCCUCAGUGCAGAAAUAAUGGACGGUGUAGCAGGAACGAAACCAGGCCGGUUGAGUACUUUGGAGGACAAGUCCAGAUUCUAAAAUGCGACUGUGCACCCGGUUUUACUGGCAACAACUGUGAGUUAGAACUGGACGCCUGUCUGAACAAACCCUGCUCUAAAGGACGAACAUGCACAGACCUGACGGCAGCCCAACAAGGCAACAAUCCCGUAGGAUAUGAGUGUGGUCCUUGUCCUACUGGAUAUCAGGACAUUGAGGACAUUUGUGUUGAUAUCGACGAAUGUGAGGACAACAGCACCUGUGAUCACACCUGUGUCAACACUGAGGGGUCCUACACCUGUAGCUGUAACCCUGGAUACGUUCUCAGUCGUGCGGACUCUAGCUCAUGUUUUGCCAAAAACUGCUCUAACCGAUGCAUCAUGCAGUACACCUGGUAUUGUGACGAAUCUGUCAACGUUUGCGUGUGCAACAAUGGCAUGAAGACCGAUGACUGCUCUAUGUUUGUGGAUCACUGCGCCAAUAACCCUUGCUCACCAAACCUGACGUGCAACAACAAAGGUGACGGUUACGUGUGCACGUGCUUCAAUGGACUAACACCUGUCAACGGCAUCUGCUCAGAUUGCAACCGAGUACUGACAGAGUCAUCUGGUAGUUUUAUGAGCUCCAACUACCCUGACAACUACCCUGAUGGAGAGUCGUGUACAUGGACGAUCACAUCAAGUGAAAUGAACUCAAUAAUUCUACUCAACAUCACAGACUACCAAGUAGAAGGAUGUCCUUACGACUACCUAGAGGUGUACGAUGGUGACACUAUAGAGGCAGACAUCAUAGGCCAGUUCUGUGAUGAAGGAACUCCUGAACUUAUCAGCUCCACUGGGAACUCUCUGCUCAUUUCUUUCACGUCAGAUGAGGCUGUCAACAAGAAAGGGUUUUUCGCCACCUACGUUGUAGAAUCCCUGUGUAGGAUAAAACAAUGUUCCCAUGACUGUAAGCUGGUCUCUGUCAGUCCACGAGUCGAGCAGUGUUUGUGUCCAGAGUGGACAAGACUGGACGGUACGGAAACAAAAUGCUUGGAGAUUAACGCCUGUAACACAACCGUUGCCACCGAUGCUGGUCUAAUUGUAAGUCCAGGCUACCCACAUGCGUACCCAGCCAACUAUACCUGCCACUGGACUGUUCCCUCAAAAUCCCUGAUGACCACAACUAUCAGCUUCUCUGAUGUGGACUUAGAGUUUGGUGUCGCGUGUGCGUACGACUCACUUAAAGUUUACAACGGUACGUCAACAAGCUACCCCCUGCUGGGUGCCUACUGUGGCAGCAGUUUACCCAGAUCUAUUAGCUCUACCAACAGUCUGUACCUGGUCUUCACGUCUGAUGGUUUAAUCAGUGGCCGGGGAUUUAAGCUACAGUACACCUACGGUGCUAAAUAAAAGUCAAGAUGCAACGUGUUGCUCAUUGAAAAACACCAACUAACAAAUUUAAAUAAUUUUAUAAAUUUCUUAAAAUGAGGAAUUUAAGACAAGAUUAAAUGUUUUCUCUGUUGUUAAAUUAUAAU
Messenger RNA from Physella acuta, 2282 nucleotides. RefSeq names its product cubilin-like. The record is from RefSeq and is a predicted model, not a curated record. Gene Ontology annotation, molecular function: calcium ion binding; serine-type endopeptidase activity. NCBI's taxonomy places the organism in Eukaryota, Metazoa, Mollusca, Gastropoda, Physidae.